AUGCCCACAGGUGCGCGGACUAUUCGGUCCGACUCAGCGCAGCCUAGCACAGCUCAUUUCACCUCAUCUCGGCCCAGCACGGCUCGUUUCACCUCGUCUCGGCCCAGCCGCGCGGGUCAGCGCACGGAUCAAAGUUCUCCAACCACUCUGCGGAACACUGAAUGCGGAGAGGUCAAAAAAAGCGGCAGAGAUUGCAGGGACGGGAUCUACGAUCAAUUGUAG
This is a messenger RNA of Protopolystoma xenopodis, 222 nucleotides long. Lineage: Eukaryota; Metazoa; Platyhelminthes; Monogenea; Polystomatidea; Polystomatidae. The record is from the annotation of a GenBank genome assembly.